Callorhinchus milii (elephant shark) is the source of this 2122-nucleotide messenger RNA. It is a transcript of the gene zc3h15, whose product is annotated as zinc finger CCCH-type containing 15. Gene Ontology annotation, molecular function: metal ion binding; mRNA binding. Gene Ontology annotation, cellular component: cytosol. Gene Ontology annotation, biological process: cytoplasmic translation. The record is from RefSeq and is a predicted model, not a curated record. Bases 90 to 1376 code for a protein of 428 amino acids. The transcript is spliced from 10 exons. Lineage: Eukaryota; Metazoa; Chordata; Chondrichthyes; Chimaeriformes; Callorhinchidae.
GCGGGCGACGCACUUCCGGUGGCGGCGGCGGCGGCGGCGCGAGCGAGAGAGAGAGAGAGAGAGACAGGGAGGCAGCGCGAGGCAGGGCCAUGCCCCCCAAGAAAACCUCCAGCCAGCCCAGCAAGAAGAUCGAGCAGAAGAAGAAAGAGAAGAUCAUAGAGGAUAAAACCUUUGGUCUGAAAAACAAGAAGGGAGCAAAACAGCAAAAGUUCAUCAAAACCGUCACAAACCAAGUCAAAUAUGGACAGACUGGUGCAAAAAAUGUCCUUCCAGGUGAAGACAAGAAAUCGAAGAAAGAUGAUAAGAAGAAAGAGCUCCAAGAGCUGAAUGAACUUUUUAGACCUGUAGUAGUUGCUCAGAAAGUCAACAAAGGAGUCGAUCCGAAAUCUGUGGUAUGUGCUUUUUUCAAACAAGGUCAGUGCACCAAGGGUGACAAAUGCAAGUUUUCACAUGACUUGACUCUGGAAAGGAAGAGUGAAAAGCGUAGUAUCUAUUAUGACGGCAGAGACGAAGACCUUGAAAAGGACACAAUGGAGAAUUGGGAUGAAAAGAAACUUGAAGAGGUCAUAAACAAGAAGCAUGGUGAAUCUGAGCAGAAGAAAUUAAAAACUGAAAUAGUAUGCAGAUAUUUCCUUGAAGCCAUAGAGAAUAACAAAUACGGUUGGUUCUGGGCCUGUCCUGGAGGAGGUGACACCUGUAUAUACCGUCAUGCGUUGCCACCAGGCUUUGUAUUAAAAAAAGAUCAGAAGAAAGAAUCUAAGGAGGAAGAAAUUUCAUUAGAAGAUUUGAUAGAAAAGGAGCGAGCCGCCUUGGGACCAGAUGUCACGAGAAUCACUCUAGAAACCUUCUUGCAAUGGAAGAAAAGGAAGAGAGAAGAGAAAAUUGAGAGAGAACAAAAAGAUAUGGAGAAGAGAAAGGCAGAUUUCAAAGCUGGCAAAGCUUUUGGUGUGAGUGGUCGGGAAGUCUUUGAAUUUCGACCUGAUCUGGUCGAUGAUGAUGAUGCAGAAGCUGAUGACUCGCAAUAUCCUGAAGAAGAGGAGGAAGAGGUGGAAGAAACAACAGAGAUCAAUGAUAUUGAUAUUUCUAGAUUUGUGCCACAAGAAAUCGAUAAAACUGGCAUUACCGUUUCUACUGGAUAUGAUCGGAUAGGAACAACACAUUCUGUAAAUUUACCCAAAGAACUAUCCAAUGAUACAGAUGAAAAUAAAUUGGGUGAGGCUUCAGGAGGAAUCGACAGUGGGGCUGAAGAUGGUGAAUUCGAUGGAGAAUCAUCAGAUGGCCAAAUCGAUGGCGUUCCUGUAGAUGAAAACCUCUUUACUGGAGAAGACCUUGAUGAACUAGAAGAAGAAUUAGAUGACCUAGAUUUGGAAGAAUAGACCUGAGGAGCUGGAGCAUGCUUCAUACAGACUUGGAGAUGCAGAUUCAAAAAGACUUCAAAUUCAAUCGAUAUCUGACUAAUUACUUUAAUGUUUGAACCCUGUAGGCCUCUCCUAUGCUGCUUUUGAAAUAUACCCAUCUGGUAAACACUGACCCACACCAUGGUCAUCCUGUUGCCCUAAAGUCACCAAUAGUUUAGACCUACCUUUCAAAAAUGGCCAAAAUGUGAGUGAAAAAAAAACAUUGCUGAUUGUCUUUAAUAAUGAGUAUUAAACACUUAAUUUUAAAAUGUUUGCAGCUCAGCAAUGAAGACCGACCAAUUUGUGUGCAAAAGUGUUCUUAAACUUAAGUGCACCCUUUAAUAAAGGAUGUUGGAAUCCUGAUUACUUUGGACAGGGAGGCUAUAGACCCAUCAGAGCAUAGGAUAUGAAAUUACAAACUCAAUAAAGGGAGAGUGAAACAAACUACUAUUUCUUAUUAAAUUAUUCUAAAGAUUAUUUCUAAGUGGAAUACAGUAUUGACCUGGAGUGUUGUAAGCAAAUUGUCAUGCUUAAUAGCAGGUUAACAGUGCAUCGAACACUGCUGUAAAGCCUAUAGUUUGUGAAUUCAACAAGAUGAAGAUUGUGAACCAACAGUGAUCCGUAUUGAAAAACUGCCACAAGAGAAUGAUGCAAGUGUCCAAAAUUUUAGACUUCCUUAUCUUUCAUGUCUGUGCAGGUUGUAAAUAAAAUGCAUUUAAACCUCA